Molecule: messenger RNA, 2270 nt
Organism: Alnus glutinosa
Lineage: Eukaryota; Viridiplantae; Streptophyta; Magnoliopsida; Fagales; Betulaceae
Product: divinyl chlorophyllide a 8-vinyl-reductase, chloroplastic
Exons: 1
Coding region: 164-1432 (422 amino acids)
Molecular function (GO): oxidoreductase activity
Source: RefSeq, a predicted model, not a curated record
CCACCUAUCAUUUGGAUUUUACUCUGAUAGAGUACCACACAACAACCAUGGACGACAACUCUCCCAAAAUUUCUACCUCACAACUUGAUUUUCUCUUCCUGUAACAUAUCCCCACAAAAGUACAGGCCUUUGGCUCUCUGCUCAGCGUCCCUGAACUCGAAAAAUGUCCCUUUGUUUCUCCUCCAAUUCAUUGGCCACUCUUCAUUCUCUGCCGAAUAAUCAAAGCUUCUCAGCACGUUUCUCUUCUCAGUUCAUCAACCAAAUCCAGGUAAGCUCUAUCCCUAAUGCUCUGACAUCUUCAUCUCUAAAAUUAAAAUUAUCCCAACCCUUUAAAUAUAGCAUUCAAAGACUCAACCCCAUUACAUGUUCAGCAGUCCCUGCUGUUGAAACCGCCCCAUCUUCCUUCAGAAACAAAAACCCAAAAGAUAUUAACGUCCUGGUAGUGGGGUCAACUGGGUAUAUUGGAAAAUUCGUGGUUAAAGAGUUGGUUAGUAGAGGGUUCAAUGUUAUAGCCAUUGCUAGAGAAAAGAGUGGGAUUAAGGGUAGAAAUAGCAAGGAAGAGAGUUCGAAUCAGUUGAAGGGAGCCAAUGUGUGCUUUUCAGACGUGACCCAUUUGGAUUCUUUGGAGAAAUCCUUGGACAGUUUCGGGGUUUCUGUUGAUGUUGUAGUCUCAUGCCUUGCUAGCCGCUCUGGUGGUGUAAAGGAUUCAUGGAAGAUUGAUUAUGAGGCAACAAGGAAUAGUCUUGUUGCCGGCAGGAAUCGUGGUGCUUCUCAUUUUGUGUUGCUUUCUGCAAUAUGUGUGCAGAAGCCCCUUCUUGAAUUUCAGCGCGCCAAGCUUAAACUCGAGGCUGAAUUGAUGAAAGAAGCUGAAGAGGAUAAUCGGUUCACUUACAGUAUUGUGAGGCCAACUGCAUUCUUUAAAAGCUUGGGGGGUCAGGUUGAGUUGGUGAAAGAUGGGAAGCCAUAUGUAAUGUUUGGUGAUGGGAAAUUGUGCGCUUGUAAACCGAUUAGCGAGCCAGAUUUGGCAUCCUUUAUUGCGGAUUGUGUGUUGAGUGAGGAUAAGAUUAACCAGGUUUUGCCGAUUGGCGGACCGGGGAAGGCGUUGACACCUUUGGAACAAGGGGAGAUCUUGUUUAGACUCUUGGGGAGGGAACCCAAUUUCUUGAAAGUCCCAAUUGGGAUAAUGGAUUUUGCUAUUGGGGUUCUUGAUUUCCUGGUUAAGAUUUUUCCUUCCAUUGAAGAUGCUGCUGAGUUUGGGAAAAUCGGAAGGUAUUAUGCAGCCGAGAGCAUGUUGGCUUUGGAUCCUGAAACUGGAGAAUACAGUGCAGAGAAAACGCCUAGCUAUGGAAAGGACACAUUGGAGGAAUUCUUUGAGAGGGUACUGAGGGAGGGGAUGGCAGGUCAGGAAUUAGGCGAGCAAUCAAUUUUAUGAAGUUGGUGAAAAAAUCAUUUAGAGUUUGUAAAUUCAAAAGCUCGAUUGGAUCAACCAGUUUUGUAAUGCGGUCUACUUCAAGGAAUUUGGUUUCUUCAUUGGGACACUGACUGUAUCUUAUGAGUUUCAGGCAAGUGCUUUCCCAAAUAUUAAUCUUUGCGCUCUUAUUAUCUGCUGUGAAAUGCUAUAUUUAAUAUAUUAUUGUCCAUGUUGAUACAUACAUGCCUGUAUUGUUAUCACUGUACUGAUUUUUCAUGUCUGGAAACUGAGUUUAUUUCUUUGUGCUGCCUGCAAAUCAUAACUAAAUCUUAAAAGCAUCAUUCCUAGUUCUUAGGCUAUGAAAGGCAGCAAGCCAAUGAGGAGGGAGGGCUGCUAGUUUAAACGAGGUUGAUGCUCCAAGGAAGCAAAAAAAAUUUCUGGAUUUGUUGCAUCCAUAGUCAAAGCCAUGGAUAUGGCCUUUGUAAUAUUGUGGACAUAAGAGUGCCAGUUUGGUAGAGCAAAAAUCAGUGAAGCUAAAGCCGAUUGCGUGGCCCAUUUUGCAUUAGCGUUAAGCAAGUCACCGUCCCACACUGGGAAGGUGACACAAGAGCGAUGCAGAGGCAAGCUAUAAAAGGGGAAGCAAGCGUCUCAACAAAGCAUACCUUUCUCGGCCUUUUGGCUAAGAUCAAGUGUAGUAUCUGUUCUUAUCAGUUUAAUAUCUGAUACGUGAUCCAUCGGAUCACAUGAUAUUAAAUUAAUCUUUUUAGGGGGAGAGUCCAUCACUGUAGCUUGCUACUGGGUCUCUUGCGCGUCGCCCAUGCGUUGCACUAUAGCUCGGGCCUGGCACACCCCACCCAAA